Messenger RNA from Anarrhichthys ocellatus (wolf-eel), 3774 nucleotides. RefSeq names its product nitric oxide synthase 1 (neuronal) adaptor protein a (gene nos1apa). NCBI's taxonomy places the organism in Eukaryota, Metazoa, Chordata, Actinopteri, Perciformes, Anarhichadidae. The record is from RefSeq and is a predicted model, not a curated record. Gene Ontology annotation, molecular function: nitric-oxide synthase binding. Bases 371 to 2053 code for a protein of 560 amino acids. The transcript has 10 exons.
CCAACUUCCACACGAGCCACAGGAAAAAGUCGGGAAACACAUCUGUCCCCGCACGUCGCUGCUUCUUCUCGACCUGCGUGUGAUUUGUUAAAGCUGUUACGGUGAACAUUGGCAGCGGUGCACCGGAGCGCGCGCUGGGGGGAAGUAUAGUUGCCGUCACUUGGCCGCUGUUGAGAGCGGUGUUGGAGCGUCGCAAUGCUGGGACGGGUCGCUGCGAUGGAGAACACGCACUAACCCGGAUUUGGAAAUUGUGUGUGUGUGUUUUUUUUUCUUUUCUUGGAUUACUCCCCGGUUAAACCGACCCGGUUCGUUCUCCGGUGGAUGUUCUCUUGGUUCCUUGCGGUAGCGUGGAGUAGCGAACACUUUGAAAAUGCCUGCAAAAACCAAGUACAACCUCGUCGAUGAUGGGCAUGAUUUGAGGAUCCCGUUGCACAACGAGGAAGCGUUCCAGCAUGGGAUCAACUUCGAGGCAAAGUACAUCGGCAGUCUGGAUGUGACGCGGCCGAGCAGCCGAGUGGAGAUCGUGGCCGCGAUGAGAAGAAUUCGGUAUGAGUUCAAGGUGAAAAACAUCAAGAAGAAAAAAGUCAACAUCGUGGUGUCUGUCGACGGCGUGAGAGUCGGCUUGAGGAAAAAGAAAAAAAAGAAGGAGUGGACGUGGGAUGAGAGCAAGAUGAUGGUGAUGCAGGAUCCCAUUUACAGAAUAUUCUAUGUAUCGCACGACUCACAGGAUCUGAAGAUAUUCAGCUACAUCGCCAGAGACGGACAGAGUAACGUCUUCCGCUGCAAUGUCUUCAAGUCCAAGAAGAAGAGUCAGGCCAUGCGUAUUGUUCGGACGGUCGGCCAGGCGUUCGAGGUUUGUCAUAAACUGAGUCUGCUGCACACGCAUCAGAACGCAGACGGACAGGAGGAAGGCGAAAAGAUCGGCGACGACUCCUCUGUCACAGGCGUGCGUGCUCAUCCACCUGUAUGUGUGUGUACUUUCCUCCGCUCAGCUCGGGAGCUAACCGGCGCCGAGAAGACGCCGACCGUCACCGAGGAGACGGACAUCGACGCGGAUGACGCGAGCCACGUGUCUGCAGCAGAGGAGUUAAACCCCAAUAGAGGGGUGACUGAUCUGGACGCGACAGCCAAGUCCCCUGAUCUGAACCACGCAGAGAGCAAGGCUUCAGAGGAGGUCUCUCUGCUGUUGGCCAGCCCCAGGAUGCUGCUCCCUCCAUCAAGCACGCUGCCACCAGGUGCCCCCCUGUCUGUCCACCACCAGAUCCAGCUGCUCCAACAGCAGCUCCAGCAGCAACAACAGCAGACACAAGUGGCCGUAGCACAGGUCCACCUGUUGAAGGACCAGCUGACUGCGGAGGCCACGGCGCGGCUGGAGGCCCAGGCCCGAGUCCACCAGCUGCUGCUGCAGAACAAAGACCUGCUGCAGCACAUCUCCCUACUGGUGAAACAGAUUCAGGAGCUGGAGCUCAAGAUGUCUGGACCAAACUCCAUGGGAUCUCAGGACAGUCUGUUGGAGAUCACCUUCCGGUCUACGGUACCUCCAGUGAUCUGCGACCCCACAACACCCAAACCUGAUGUGUCCGCCCUCAACCUGCCCGCGCUGGGCUCCACCGACGGGACCGGCAACGCCUUCUCGUCUUCCAAUGGGACUCUGGGAAGCCCCCUAGGUAGGGACAAGUGUCUUCUCAAACUGGAGCGUUUCCGUUUCCUCCCGGGGCCUCCGCCUCCUCAACUCCCCUCGCCUCCCCCGCUGCACAAGGCCGACAGGCCCGAGAGCGAAGGCCAAGAGGUGUCUGAGGUGAAGUUGUUGUCCCACGACCUCAAAUCUCUGGGCUGCCUGGACUUUGCCGAGAGGUUUCGCGAGUCGGGCAUCGCCUCGGAGUACGAGUCGAACACGGACGACAGCGAUGACAAUGAGGAUGAUGGGGAGGACGAUGAGGAGGAGGGGAUGGAGAUCUUUGGCUGGGGGAGGGACGAGGAGACGCUGAGGCUGCUUAAUGUUCUCAACAGACAGGGAGCUCCUGACUGUCUGGGAGAUGAAAUAGCGGUAUAGCGCACUAACCUGCUCCCCGGAAGAAUCAACAGCCUUUUCCUGUUUCUGUCCAUUCACACAAACUACCCUGUAGGAAUAACCAUGUAGCGACCUAACCUCUGUCAGACAGUUAUAUAUACAAGGCUUACGCCAACAUAUUGGUGUAAUAUAGUUGCGAUUGCAUAUAAGAGAAAGGAAAGACUCAAAAUAGAUGAAUAGAUGAAAGCAUAUGUAGGCGGAAACUCGAGUAGCCCUGAUCUGGUCAAACUGAAUGUGGUCGGCUAACGUAGAGAUCCUGAACACAGGAUCCACUCGUGCGUCUUUAGGGUUACAUGUUGUGCUCGGCAGAGGGAAGAGAAUCUUAGCUACUUGGUUUACUUUGAUAGAAGUGGGUUGGCUGCAGAUUUACUCCCUUGCUCACUGACUGGGGUGCUAUGCGUUCAGUGCUGCCACUAGUAGCCAAACGCUAUUAGCGACAUUUAUUUAUUUGUUCACUUAUUACACUGGAUAAGUUGCUAUAAGAACACUGCCCUCCCCCCCUUUGUGUCUGUUUUAACAUGCUUCACAUACAAAAUACAUAUAUUUUAUUUAUCAAAUUAUUUAUUUACCACGUGAAUGUACACGAGGCAGUAGCAACAACUGGGGUCCCUGGUGAGGCUUAAAAUCAGUACGAGCUGACUCAGGGUCAGUGCGUGUCAUCAGUUAUGCCUGUAACUGUCACAGUUACUCUCUGUUUGCUGCCAUCAAAUACAUAGCUUAUAUUUGCAGUAAGAUGAUAAUUUCUUCAAAAAUUCAGUCGGAACACACUUGAGGAAUAUCAGCAUCACCUUAAGUGUCCCCUACCGGUCACACCUGUGAUACACGUCUCAAGAGACGACUGUGUGAAUCGAAUCGCUAAUCUGUGCAUGCACACCUAUUCUUUACAAUCUUGUUUCCUUUCGCCUUCUCUCUUUAUUACGCACACAUACCUGAAAUCCGUACAUCACACACACACACACACGCUCCCAAAGUCUCCUCCCAGCUCUCUGCUGCUGAAUUUGCAGUUUGAGCAGUUCUGUAACAAAAUCAGGGAGUUUAUCUUCAGAGUCUUUCCUCCUUUCAUUCAACGGAUUGAAUUUGUGAGUUAGCCUGUCUUUAUCGUGGAAUUGAACCAAAAGUUGGAGGUCAGUUCAGGGGCAAGCUCUCACUUUGUCAGGAUCGGGAGCGUAGCUGUCGGCCGUGCCGGCAGGAACAAGACGACUGGGUUUGGGGACCGGACAGACUGAUGAGCUCCUGUCCUUGCUGGAGAGAAACUCUUCUGAUGAACACUUCAGCCGAAUCCAGGAAAGAACUUUAUGACUGUCUCUAUGUUUGGAGAGGGGGAAGUCCUUUUCUUGAGCUCAUAAUAAUAAUUAUUAUUCAAAGACUAUUUUUAGACAGAACAUCUGUAUCUGUACUGUAUGUACAAACUUUGUUUUCUAUGCCAUCCCACAGAAGUGUUGAACUGCUCCGUCCUUGACUCCUGCAGGCUGCCCUCUUUUGGUCUCCUCACAGUUUGUUGACUUGGUAGUCAGAGCAUGUUUGCACUCUCUUCACUUGUCUCCCCCCCCCCCUCCCGCUUUUAAUUUAUGUAAAGCCAGGAUUAGUCGGACCUCGAGGAAUGCCGUUUGUUUCUUUUAUUCCUCCCGUAAACAAAAACUCUUCCCCUCGUGCCAGAACAGCGGCUCACGGAUGACAGCCAAAAGUGGUCUCAUUUGUUCAAA